Penicillium manginii is the source of this 1566-nucleotide messenger RNA. RefSeq lists its product as uncharacterized. Lineage: Eukaryota; Fungi; Ascomycota; Eurotiomycetes; Eurotiales; Aspergillaceae. The record is from RefSeq and is a predicted model, not a curated record. The transcript has 2 exons. Bases 1 to 1566 code for a protein of 521 amino acids.
AUGGAAGUAGCAAGCCUUGUUCUGAGUGUUGUCUCCUUGUUUGGCUCUUGCCUACAAGGGUACCAACUCGUCUCCGAUGUGAAGAAUGGCGGGCAAGAUUCAGCAAUUCUUCUCUGCCGACUGCAGAUUGAGGAGAAGAGGCUUAUGAUCUGGGGAAGAACGGUCGGGCUUGCCGAAGAAACAUGUCGCAUCCCCGUGCAAGAUCUUGAUACCAUUCUUACUGUUUUGACGGAAAUCAACAGUAUCACACAAGAUGCAUCGGUGAUGAAGAAAAGAUACGGCGCGAGUCCAGAACCAUCCAAUGACAUCGUUAGGUACACCAAAGGAAUUGAGUACAUUCAAAGCUCCUCGGUUUAUCUAGAGACUCGUCGUCGGAUUGACGAAAAACUUCGAUCGCCAGGGCUGUCACUCAAAUCUGGGCUACGUUGGAUGUUUGACCGGAAAAACUUCGAAAAAUUAGUUUUCGACCUGCGCGAGCUGAAUGACGGUUUAUAUGCAUUGCUAGAAGGAGCAACUAAAUUGGCUUCUUUGAGUAGUUUCAAUGAGAUAUGCUUAUUGUCCUCAGCCAGCGACGAUCUCAAGAGGCUCACUAUCAUUAGAGACGCCUCAAGAGCAUCAUAUGAAGGACUUUCUCGCACUGCUGAUCAGCGCAUGCAUUUAAUUGACUUGGAAGCCUCUUCGUCAAUUGACGGCUCCAGAAGAGGCACUCGAAUCCCUGUCGAUCAACUCGUUUGGAUCCGGUCUGGAACUCUGAGAAGUAUUGCUCACUUCGAGGACGAAAUGGUCCUGGUGGAAUGGAGAGAAUACGAUGAUGGAAGUCUGCCUGCCCAAGAAGUGCUUGGAAUUCUAGACCAGCGAACAGCAGAAUUAUCAGUCCUCCUCGGUCGGAGCCCAAAGCCCGAAGGGUUUCAGGUGAUGGACUGCAUAGGCUACUGCCAUGAUGAGCCCAAGCAGCGUUUUGGGCUGGUCUACAAUCUUCCGACCUUGGAGGCUGACAAUCUGCCGGAUAUUGUCUCCCUGUAUGACCUGAUCCAUCCUCCAAAUGGCGCUGAGAUGGUCUUCCCAAGCCUGAAUGACCGUUUUCUGCUAUCACGUAUUCUCGCCAGCAGCAUAUUACAACUUCAUUCCACAUGUUGGCUGCACCGGAACUUGCGCAGCUCACACAUUUUGUUUGUCAAAUCCGGAAAGAGCAUGGACUGGCUUCAAUAUCCAUAUCUCUCUGGAUUCGGAUAUUCUCGAUUAGACGAUCCUAGUGCAGUCUCACUACCACUUUGUGCCCAGGACGAGGAAGUGGCAUACCAGCACCCCGACCUGACCGAUAAUCCGCGGAUUGGAUACCGGCGCGAAUAUGAUGCCUAUAGUCUCAGUCCGAAGAGAAACCACCGUCGGCUGUUGGAAUACCAACUCACCGGCGAUCUUGCGCACCGGAUGGGUCAGCAGUUCGAGCAGGCUACCAAGCUACUCUUAACGGACAAGGCAUAUGGAGAUUCAGGGGUAGAAGGCGAACAACUAGUCGCAUUCUCACGGAAUAUUGUCUCAAGGCUUGAUAUCCAAGGCAUGUGCUAA